AUGUAUCUCUUACAAGAAAACUUGGUUAGCUUGCCGGAGGACCACUACCACCAUGGUGGCGGCAGUGCAGCUUCUUUUGAUGAGGUAGAGUGUGGCGUCUGCUCAAGGAAAAUAGAAGACGAUGAUGAGAUGAGAGAGUCGAGGUGCAACCACUUUUUUCAUAGACAUUGUUUGGAUGUAUGGAUUGCAUGUAGACGUACAACGUGUCCUUUGUGCCAUGAUAGUUUGACCAAGAUUGAUGGUGGUCGUAUGAUUGGAGGUUGGGAAGUGCUUUACUUUGAUUAUUGUAAUGCGAGAUCGGACAGUGACUAUGGUUCCUGGUGGCUCCGGUGA
Lactuca virosa is the source of this 333-nucleotide messenger RNA. NCBI's taxonomy places the organism in Eukaryota, Viridiplantae, Streptophyta, Magnoliopsida, Asterales, Asteraceae. The record is from the annotation of a GenBank genome assembly.